AUGGAUAAAGCCAAAUCAAUUAUCGAUAAAAAAGGGUCGGGAUCGUGUUAUGCCAACGGACUGCAAAGGGGGUUUCAUUCUCAGGCUAACAACGGUGGAUGCAAUGCAUACAAAUCAAGUGGAAACUGUAGUGGUGCUAGUAGCAAUGUUGAACACUUCCAUCAUCUGCAUACCUAUGAUGUCGAAGCCAAUGGGUCCUCUCCUGCGAAAAGAUGCAGGUUACGAAGAAGAGUUGAAUCAGUGAAGAGGAACAGGCCACGUAAGUGUCGCUGUCAAUGGGUUUUGCAGGUGUAGCUUUUGCAUUUAGUCAUUUAUGGGUUUUACUCAUCAAUUGACACAAUUACAAUAUGUUACAUUAGGCUUCAUCAGGGGUUUUCAAACAUCACCUCGGUGACCCCCACCAGCCAUUCCAUCUAUUUGAACUAUUCUUCCACAGCUAUCACAUUCACACCGGAUUCAACUUGUCAACUACUCAUCAAGCACUUAAGUAGAUGGAUCAGGUGAGCUAGUUCAGGGCUACAAUAACAUUGUGAAACGCCCGGGGGUCCUCGGGGAGAGGUUUGAAAACCACUGGGUUACACGCAUGCUGCAGGCAGUUGAAUGUAGAGAAGUUGCAUAGUCAGCUGGCCACAGCUAUGCAUGGAGAUACUGACAUCUUGCAUAAUCAUAUGGGUUUGCGAGGCAGCCGCGGUGUUUUGGUCGCUGCACGUGUAUUGUAUAUACAGUAUGAACAGUAUUUUUCAAUUCCUUUUUUCUAUUGCUAGGUAGUUGAUGGAAUCGAACGGUUCUCAUCAUCAGCUAUAGCCUAUAUUGCAUCCUGGUAGGCCCCCUAUGUGUAACACAUUGUAAAUGUACUUGGCGAAUAAAGGUGAUUCUGAAUCAAGGGACUGUGGCUGCUGCGACUAUCAUGACUGCUUUUGUCUGUCAGCAAACCAUUCUAUUAAACUAUUUUUUUCUCAUAAUCUUGACGAUAAUGUCCUGGAUAUGAGCUAUCGUUAGUUCCAGCUACGUUGUUUUUCAAUGGAGCUACGUUGUUUUAGAAAAUAAGUGACUCCUUUUGUUUUUGCAAUGGGGACACCGUGAUUGGUUUCUUCUCAGUCAGAAGUUGUGCUGAAAUCGCUCCUGAUAAGAAGGCUUGGCGUACUUCGGCCAAUUAGCGGCCGCCCUCUGUCUCCGCAAGGCUGGGUUAAAGAGCCAGGCCACCGCCCCCGAAUGUACACAAUUCCCUUUCCCCUGGUUUCUAGGAUGCUGUUAAAGAAGUUACAACUUUUAGUCGAAGUCACGGUACAAACAAAAGUUGCGUUUUCUUUGCUGUAUAAACUGGGGAAACUAAAAUAAUUGUAAACAUUGAUCUUAACUUUGCAGGCCUGUAUUUUUUUCGGGUAUUAAUAACUGUUUUUGCAUGCACCUGAGCGCAUCGAUAUGAAGCUGAGAAAUGUGAAGAAGCCAGGUAAGUUGUUUGCUAUUGUUUACAUGACAGUGGAAUUUGAGACUCUCGAAACUCGAACAUAUGAUGGGAAUAGGGUAGUGUUAAUUUGUCAGCGUAGACUACAAUUGUUGUCCCAAGUAGGGCACUUCUGAACUGCCAUUAUUGAACAACACCCUCUGGGACAUUGAUAAACAUUCUUUUCGGUGUUGUUGAGCUGAGUUUCUUUCUAGAAAAGACCUAGGGCAAGUUCAGCGGUCCACUGGCUUAGCCUGCUAGUCAGCAUUCCUCUCUGCUCCAUCUCUAAUUGUGUUAGACCUGAGAGAGAAUUGUCUGCUGUGCCCUAGUUGUCGCGCCAGCCUGGUCUCAUAGACUAGACGUAGCAUAGUAAAAGUAAAUGUAAAUCAAAUAAACUGGAAUUUGUAUGAUAUGUUACCUUUUACAUUUACAUUUGGUAUGGUUACAAAAUACAAAAUGGUUACUUAAGGGAAAAACGAAAGUAGGGUGGUUGGUCGAGAAGGGUGCAAUUGCGGCCUGCAAUUCGAGGCGUUCCUGCAUGUUGGGGUGUUGCUACAUGUUGGCAUGUGGGUGUUGCUGCAUGUGGGUUGUUGCUGCAUGUAGGUUGUUGCUGCAUGUAGGUGUUGCUGCAUGUGAGUGUUGCUCCAUGUGGGUGUUGCUGCAUGUAAGUGUUGCUGCAUGUAGGUGUUGCUGCAUGUGGGGUGUUGCUGCAUGUAAGUGUUGCUGCAUGUGGGUGUUGCUGCAUGUAAGUGUUGCUGCAUGUGUGUGUUGCUGCAUGUGGGGUGCGCCAUGGUGUGUUGCUGCAUGUGGGGUGUUGCUGCAUGUAGGUGUUGCUUCAUGUGGGGUGUUGCUGCAUGUGUGAUGUUGCUGCAUGUAGGGUGUUGCUUCAUGUAGGGUGUUGCUUCAUGUGGGGUGUUGCUGCAUGUGGGGUGUUGCUGCAUGUGGGGUGUUGCUGCAUGUAGGUGUUGCUUCAUGUGGGGUGUUGCUGCAUGUGUGGUGUUGCUGCAUGUAGGUGUUGCUUCAUGUGGGGUGUUGCUGCAUGUAGGUGUUGCUUCAUGUGUGGUGUUGCUGCAUGUGGGGUGUUGCUGCAUGUAGGUGUUGCUUCAUGUAGGGUGUUGCUUCAUGUGGGGUGUUGCUGCAUGUGGUGUUGCUGCAUGUGGGGUGUUGCUGCAUGUGGGGUGUUGCUGCAUGUAUGUGUUCCUGCAUCUGCAGCAACCCUCAUUAUACUUUCAUUUAUAUAUUUUUUAGUUAGGACAGGUGGGAGGCGGGGGCACUCCAGUAAAGUAGGGGGCAUUAAUGCACAAUGAUGUUGGAUGCCAGCCACCGAUAAACUCCACAGAAGAAUGGACGGGGGUGACAACAGUAGCUAACCCUACACCGGUAGACAGUGUCCUUCACCCCCGACUGUCGGACACUGUUUCUCCGCUGUUCUCUUAACAACGGCAAGGGCAUGUGUUUGGCAGGCGGGAGCAAAUUACACAGUGCUAGCUUAGCCAGCUAGUCCUAAGGAGGACACCGGUACACAGCAGGCGGGAGGCAGGGUCGACACAGUGUCGCUAACUAUCAUGCUAGCUAGCACACAGUGUUGUUAACUAUCAAGCUAGCUAGUUCACUGUGUCGCUAACUGUCAAACUAGCUAGGACACUAUGUCGCUAACUUUUAAGCUAGCUAGUACACUGUCACUAACUAUCAAGCGAGCUAAUACACUGUGUCGCUAACUAUCAAACUAGCUAGCACACUGUGUCAUUGACUAUCUGCUGUGCUAUUGGGAGGCGGGGACGACCAAUGGGGUGCUCGGGGGGGGCGUUCAUGCAGGAACCAAUGGGAUGCUUGAUGAUCACAUGCAGGAACUCCCCGAAUUGCGGGCUGCAGUUGCACCCUGUUGGGUUGGUCAGGCGUGUACGUCUAGCAAAGGUUAAGUCUCAUCAAGGGGAACAUUAGGAUUUUAGCUAAUUAGCAACUUUGCAACUACUUACUACUUUUGAUCUACUUUGCAACUACUUAGCAUGUUAGCUAACCCUUCCCCUAACCAUAACACUUUAGCCUAGCUAACCUUAACCCCUAGCCUAGCUAAUGUUAGCCACCUAGCUAACAUCAAAUUGGAAUUCGUAACAUAUCAUACAUUUUGCGAAUUCGUAACAUGGUAAUACAUAUGAAAUGUAGCAUAUUUUACUAAUCUGAGUGUCGAGGAUUUACAUGUACUAUGUUACGUCUACCCCUGAGUCCAGGUUGGUCGCAUGUCCCCCUCUGUUUUUAGAGAUUUCCAGUGGAAGCAUCCAUCCACACCAGCAGUUAAUGUCUUGGUCUUUUCGAGUGUAUUACGGUAUCAAUAUUCAGAUACGUUUUUGGAAAGAGCCUGAUUGUUCACAUCAAAGCCCAUAUGUUGGUUAAUCAUUAAUCAGUUGUUUCAAAUCUCAAUGGUGAUCUUUGGUGCCGUUUGAUGGGUCUGACCCUGAGAUUUUUUCAUAUGCUGAUGUUGCAAUGUAUACUUCAAGUUCACUGAAGCCAUUUUAAACCAUCAACUAUAUGAUUUAAACCACUAACUAUGCCUAAUGCCAUGCAGUAUGUAGGCACAUAAAAGGCAAACGGGGUGGCAGGUAGCCUAGUGGUUAAGAGCGUUGGGCCAGUACACAGCCCAUCUGAAAUUAGCCAGCCCAACUACCUCAUCCCUAUAUUGUUAUUUAUUUUGCUCAUUUGUACCCCAGUAUCUCUAUUUGCACAUCAUCUCUUGCACAUCUAGCAUUCCAGUGUUAAUACUAAUUGUAAUUAUUUUGCACUAUAGCCUAUUUAUUGCCUUACCUCCAUAACUUGCUACAUUUGCACACACUGUAUAUAUAUAUGUAUUUCUGUUGUAUUUUUGACUUUGUUUUGUUUUACCCCAUAUGUAACUCUGUGUUGUUGUUUUUAUCGCACUGCUUUGCUUUAUCUUGGCCAGGUCGCAGUUGUAAAUGAGAACUUGUUCUCAACUGGUUUACCUGGUUAAAUAAAGGUGAAAUAAAAAAAAAAACUUGUUGAUGUGCCCGUGAGCAAGGCACUUAACCCUAAUUGCUCCUGUAAGUCGCUCUCGAUAAGAGUGUCUGCUAAAUGACUAAAAUGUCAAACGUAAAUACAAACUGAGGCUAUAGAUGAACAUAUCAGUAACACACAAUGUACCUAAAUGGUGUGAUCAAUAUCAGCGUAAUUAUAGAGAUUUCAAAUGAGCCCUAAUUGAUCUGAAGUGGUGUAGCGUAUUACACAAGAUGCACAUUCAGCUUGGCAAUGCCCUCAACAUUCUUGCUGAGCUCUCAUUUGGAUAACCUCAAGUCUUAACAUUUACCAUUGAUUAUUAUAGCUACAGGUUAUCUACCCAGGGAUAUUGCAUGAAGUACUGCAUCAGUUGGUUAAAGAAAACACUCUUCCUAUUUGCCUACAUCUAAGCUGGUAAUGAAUUGAUCAAUACUGUACUUAAAUAUGCUCUGACUUUUUAGUAUCAAUGAAUCAUAACAUCACACCAGGUUAUUUGGCAGCCACUGCAGAAAAUUCCAAAUUAGACGCGUUUAGAAAAACGUUGGCUAAAACCACGGUGUAGGCUAACCAAUAUAAAGCCUUUCAAUGGAGCAUCUGGGAGUAGUGUGAAGUUGACCCUGAUCAGUUUAGCAUUUUCCACACUAAUGGUUAAGGUUAGGAUUGGGUUUGGGGAAGCUGAUCCUAGCUCAGUACCUAGGGGAACCUUCACCCAGGAGUGUGAGGAGGAACGGUCGGUUUUGAAAGUGUCGUUGUCUUUGUUUGCACGGAACGUCUCUCAUAAAGAGAUCCCAGAUUAGAGAUCUGUCAAUUUUCUACCACUAGUUACAGUUCACAGAUGACUGACACGUUUUGUGGACACUGACACUGGUUUCACUGGUAUGUGUAGGUCCAUUUUAUUUAUACUUUUUUUUGUUGUUCACCUUUAUUCACCAGGAAAAGCCCAUUGAGACACACUGUUUUGCAAGGGAGACCUGUCCAAGAAGGCAUCAGCAAUCAAUACAACAUUACACAAUACAAGCAACACAACAAUACUAUCCAAUGAAGGGUGGGUUCUGGUCUCUUGGUUUAUAAUGGAAAUCAAGAGGAGGGGUGGAGUAUGGUAGACUACACAAGGGUUGGGCUCCAUUCCAUUUAAAUUCCAGUCAAUUCAGAAAGUAAACCAAAUUCCAAUUCUAAAUGUUCCUCAUUGAAAAGCAUUGAAGAGAAUUGGAAUUUCAAUGUACUUCCUGAAUGUAAAUGGAAUUGAGCCCAACCUUGGUCUACAUCGUAUGUCCCAUCACUAAUCCUGUAGCAUUGAUAGAGUAAAGAGAAAGUUAGGGAACAGAACAUUUUCAAAACCCACCUGAACGCCAACAGAUAUUACGAUUUAUAGCGACAUGUCAUACAGGAUGUGAACGAGCAUCACAUACCAGAACUAGAAGACAUUCUGAAUGAAGAACACCUACAGAUGGAUAUGAAUGUAGAUAAAAAUCUUAUCUCUUCUGUGAUUUUCCAUCUCCACCAUACAGCCUCUCUAUUCACACUUCCUCUCUCUACUGACACUCACUCACUCACUCACUCACUCACUCACUCACUCACUCACUCACUCACUCACUCACUCACUCACUCACUCACUCACUCACUCACUCACUCACUCACUCACUCACUCACUCACUCACACAAAGCACCUACAGCAGGGCAGGGCAGGAGUCUCACUGGUGGGGUGACUUUCAUGUGCUCCCUGAUAAAGAAUGAUUCUACUACCCCCAACUGCCCCUAACCCUGCUCCCUGAAAAAGAAUGAUUCCACUACUCGGGAGGCUGGUUUGCCUCUCAUCUAGUAAUCCUUCAACCUAAGGAAAGCUUGUAGCAGUAGACCCUGGUCUCAUUCCAUCAGUUGUUAGGGUUAGGGUUAUGGUUAGGGUUAGGGUUAUGGUUAGGGUUAGGGGUUAGGGUUAGGGGUUAGGGUUAUGGUUAGGGUUAGGGUUAGGGUUGGGGUUAGGGUUAGGGUUAGGUCCCUCAAGCUAAGGAAUGCUUGUAGCAGUAGACCUUGGUCUCACUAUCAGUUGAGGGUCCACUUCCCGGUAUGUUUUCAUGGAAUCCUAUCAGAUAUGGUAUAACCAGUUUUGGCAGAAUGUUAUAUAAUCACUUUAUAGAGGUCUUGCACACUAAUUGAACUCUGGGAGUCAUAAUCUCAACGCAGACUUUGCCUCUUGUCAAGUAGUGACUCUCCUAAACCUAGAUAUGACAUUUGACCAGAAAAGAGGCUUCUUUAGAACAGAAUAACUUGUCUACCAGCAAAGAGGCUGCUUUAGCAAGCAAGCAAGUUUAUUUAUAUAGCACAAUUCAUACAUCGAAGCAAUUUAAUGUGCUUUACAAAGAUGUUUAUCAAAAAUUAUGAAAACAUCAUAAUAAUAAAAAUACAAUAAAAAAACAAAACAUAUAAAGAUUAAAAAUUAAAAUAAAAAAAUAAGAUAAAAACAUAGGAAGCUCUAAGGCUAAACAGUGUGGUUCAGUUUAAGUGCUCAGUCGUAGGCACGUGAAAAGAGAAGUGUUUUUAACCUGGAUUUAGAACAGAAUAACUGGUCUACCAGCAAAGAGGCCUCAUUCUAUGAUGCAUCUCAAUGAAUGUUCAUCCCUGAAAUAUAAGUGCGACUGUAAUGCCCCCGCCCACACCCCAAAAAACCCCAACAACAAACACCACCACUCUAGGAAAAAUAAAAAAUAUUCAUCUCGAAAGCAGGUUUCCAUGUCAACUUGAGCUGUGUUGUAGCUGUGAAUUUAGCCUACAGUGUUUAUUUUUUAAUUUUUACUCCACCUAUCUGCCUGGUCUGCAUGCGUAAGCAAACAUAUGUACAAAUAACCUACUUAAAAUGGCACCACCAGCCAUUGAAAUAUCUCAAAUGAGAUAAUAAUAAUAAUAAUAAUAUGCCAUUUAGCAGACGCUUUUAUCCAAAGCGACUUACAGCUGAAACAACCGGGAAACGAUGUGGUAAUAACAUCUUCAAUGCUUAUGUAUCUCUCGCUUUGCCUUGACAGCCUUCCCCUGGUUCGGGAUGGACAUCGGCGGUACUCUGGUGAAGCUGGUCUACUUCGAGCCCAAGGACAUCACGGCGGAGGAGGAGCAGGAAGAGGUGGAGAGCCUGAAGAGCAUCCGUCGCUACCUGACCUCCAACACGGCGUACGGGAAGACGGGCGUGCGAGACGUUCACCUGGAGCUGAAGAACCUGACCGUGUGCGGCCGGACGGGCAACCUGCACUUCAUCCGCUUCCCCACGCAGGCCAUGCACCGCUUCAUCCAGAUGGGCCGGGACAAGAACUUCUCCAGCCUCCACACCACGCUCUGCGCCACUGGCGGCGGGGCCUACAAGUUUGAGAAUGACUUCAGAACGGUGAGUGAUCGGGAGAGUCUCCUUUGGGCAAAAGACCGUCCUCGACUCCUCUGUCCUCUCUCCUCCUUGAUCCGGAAACCGAUAAGUGGUCAAGAAGAGCGUCAAUACGUUAGUUUUUUGAAACACUGGGCUCUGGACCUUUUUGAACCCUGUGCUCUACUGUACUGGUGUUGAAACGUGGUGUGUUGUCAUAAAGUUCAUUGUGGUGCCGGCUGGCUGUGCUUCUCUGCUUUGUUAUAUAACCAGUCAUUCAUCAUCAUUAACCCUGACUGCUGUUUGCUUUAUACACAUGCUCUGAUCUUACUCUGCAUGAUUUGAUUUGCCUCACACCACAUCUCCUUUCUGUCUGUCUGUCUGUCUGUCUGUCUGUCUGUCUGUCUGUCUGUCUGUCUGUCUGUCUCUCUCUCUCUCUCUCUCUCUCUGUCUCUGUCUCUGUCUCUGUCUCUGUCUCUGUCUCUGUCUCUGUCUCUGUCUCUGUCUCUCUCUCUCUCUCUCUCUCUCUCUCUCUCUCUCUCUCUCUCUCUCUGUCUCUGUCUCUGUCUCUGUCUCUCUCUCUCUCUGUGUCUCUCUCUCUCUCUCUCUCUCUCUCUCUCUCUGUCUCUGUCUCUGUCUCUGUGUCUCUCUCUCUCUCUGUGUCUCUCUCUCUCUCUCUCUCUCUCUCUCUCUCUCUCUCUCUCUCUCUCUCUCUCUCUCUUUCUUUCUACCAAAUUCCCACCUCCGCCCCCUCUCCAGAUGGCUGAUUUAGAGCUGUUGAAGCUGGAUGAGCUUGACUGUCUGAUUCGUGGCCUGCUCUACGUGGACUCAGUGAGCUUCAACGGUCACCCUCAGUGUUACUACUUGGAGAACCCGUCAGACACCCAGAACAGUGUGAAGACCCCGUGCAGUCUGGCCGACCCGUUCCCUAUGCUGCUGGUCAACAUUGGAUCUGGGGUUAGCAUCCUUGCUGUGUACUCCAAAGAUGACUACAAACGGGUCACCGGUACCAGGUAAAGCACAGGACAAAACGGACAGGGAUUCUCUUUUAUAUUUUCAAAAGCCUUGAAGGUCUGCAUUUAUGGUAGUGUUUAAAAUCUGAAAUGUUUAGGCUAUUAAGGACAGUGCUGUUCACCAGUGCCAAUUCAAAUCCAUUUUAUUUAUCAGCGGUGAACUGGGUUUUCCCAGGUGAAUGACCCAAAUAAAUACUUUUAUAACAUGGUGGGUGUCAUUGUACAGAAAGGAACUGUAAUCUUCAAAAAAGACACUGGUACAUUUUUCAUAAUAAGAAGAGAGAAUCAUCAUACGUUGUCAUGUCAACAUAGAUUACAGAGAAAAGCAAUAAUGUACAAUUGCUGUGCGUCAUUCAUAGUAGCUGUUUUUUGUAGUUGAAUUGUGACUCACAAUGGAUAAUAGUUAGACUGCUUUUAUUGUUAUUAGCAAGCCAGGUUUGAACAACGUCUACGUCAGAAUACAAAGCGCUGCAUGUGCAGCAUGCACCCUAGACAGUAGGGACUGUCUGCCUGCUCGUUGCUCAAGGACAGUCUAUAUUUACGGCAGUUCAACCUUGGAACGUCUCAAAAUAGAAAACGGCACCGGGGUGAAAGAGCUCAUGCUGGUAUUUACAGUGCCUACAGAAAAUAUUCAUACCCCUUGACUUAUUCCACAUUUUGUUGUGUUACAGCCUCACCCAUCUACACACAAAAUACCCCAUAAUGACAGUGAAAACAAGUUGUUCGAUUUGCAAAUCUAUUGAAAAUGAAAUACAGAAAUCAUUAAUUUACAUAAGUAUUCACACCUCUGAGUCAAUACUUUGUAGAAGCACCUUUGGCGGCGAUUACGGCUUUGAAUUGUCUUGGGUAUGUCUGUAUCAGCUUUGCACAUCUGGAUUUGGGGAUUUUCUUCCAUUCUUCCUUGCAGAUUUUCUCAAGCUCUGUUAAGUUAGAUGGGGAGCGGCAGUGAACAGCAAUCUUCAAGUCUUUCCACAGAUAUUCAAUGGGAUUCAAGUCUAGGCUUUGGCUGGGCCACUCAAGGACUUUCACAUUCUUGUUCUGAAGCCAUUCCAUCGUUGCUUUGGCUGUAUGCUUGGGGUCAUUGUCCUGUUGGAACGUAAAUCUUUGCCCCCAGUCUCAGGUCGUUUGCACUCUGAAGCAGGUUCUUAUCAAGGAUUUACCUGUAUUUGGCUCCAUUCAUUGUUCCCUCUAUCCUUACCAGUCUCCCAGUUCCUGCCGCUGAAAAGCAUCCCCAUAGCAUGAUGCUGCCACCACCAUGCUUCAUGGUAGGGAUGGUGUUUCGACAGGUGAUGAGCUGUGCCUGGUUUUCUCCAGGCUUUGCAAAUAGGCCAAAUAGUUUAAUUUUUGUCUCAUCAGACCACAGAAUAUUUUGCCUUAUGAUUUUAGAGUCUUUUAAACUCCAGGCGUGCUGUCAUGUGGCUUCCGUCUGGCCACUCUCUCAUAAAGCCAAGAUUGGUGAAGUGCUGUAGAGACUGUUGUCCUUCUGGCAGGUUCUCCCAUCUCAGCCAAGGAACCUCUGUAGUUCUGUCAGAGUGAUCAUUAGGUUCUUGGUUACGUCCCUGACCAAGGUCCUCCUUGCCUGGUUGCUUAAUUUGCCCGGUUGCUCAGUUUGCCCAGAUGGCCAGCUCUAGGCAGAGUCUGGGUAGGUCCAUAUUUUUUCAAUUUCCCAGUGAUGGAGACCACUGUGCUCUUGGAAACUUGCAACACUCUAGACAUUGUUUUAUACCCAUCCCCUGAUAUACAGUACUAGUCAAAAGUUUGGACAUACCUACUCAUUCAAGGGUUUUUCUUUAUUUUUACUAUUUUCUACAUUGUAGAAUAAUAGUGAAGACGUCAAAACUAUGAAAUAACACAUAUGGAAUCAUGUAGUAUCCAAAAAAGUGUUAAACAAAUCAAAAUAUAUGUUAUAUUUGAGAUUCUUCAAAGUAGCCACCCUUUGCCUUGAUGACAGCUUUGCACACUCUAGGCAUUCUCUUAACCAGCUUCAUGAGGAAUGCUUUUCCAACAGUCUUGAAGGGGUUCCCACAUAUGCUGAGCACUUGUUGGCUGCAUUUCCUUCACUCUGCAGUCCAAAUCAUCCCAAACCAUCUCAACUGGGUUGAGGUCGGGUGAUUGUGGAGGCCAGGUCAUCUGAUGCAGCACUCCAUCACUCUCCUUGGUCAAAUAGCCCUUACACAGCCUGGAGGUGUGUUUUGGGUCAUUUUCCUGUUGAAAAACAAAUGAUAGUCCCACUAAGCGCAAACCAGAUGGGAUGGCGUAUCGCUGCAGAAUGCUGUGUUGGUUGUGUGCCUUGAAUUCUAAAUAAAUCACUGACAGUGUCACAAGCAAAGCACCCCCACACCAUCACACCACCUCCUCCAUGCUUCACGGUGGGAACCACACAUGCAGAGAUAAUCCGUUCACCUACUGUGCGUCUCACAAAGACACAGCGGUUGGAACCAAAAGUCUCAUAUUUGGACUCAUCAGACCAAAGGACAGAUUUCCACCGGUCUAAUGUCCAUUGCUCGUGUUUUUUUUGUUUGUUUUUUAAAAGUAAUUUAGCAGACGCUCUUAUCCAGAGCGACUUACAGGAGCAAUUAGGGUUAAGUGCCUUGCUUAAGGGCGCAUCGACAGAUUUUUCACCUAGUCGGCUCGGGGAUUAGAACCAGCGACCUUUUGGUUACUGGCACAACGCUCUUACCCACUAAGCUACCUGCCGUGUUUCUUGGCCCAAGCAAGUCUCUUCUUCUUAUUGGUGUCCUUUAGUAGUGGUUUCUUUGCAGCAAUUCGACAAUGAAGGCCUGAUUUCAUGCAGUCUCCUCUGAACAGUUGAUGUUGAGAUGUCUGUUACUUGAACUCUGUGAAUCAUUUAUUUGAGCUGCAAUCUGAGGUGCAGUUAACUCUAACUUAUUCUCUCGUUCUUCCUUUCCUGUGGCGGUCCUCAUGAGAGCCAGUUUCAUCAUAGCGCUUGAUGGUUUUUGCGACUGCACUUGAAGAAACUUUAAAGUCUUGACAUUUUCCGGAUUGACUGACCUUCAUGUCUUAAAGUAAUGAUGGACUGUCAUUUCUCUUUGCUUAUUUGAGCUGUUCUUGCCAUAAUAUGGACUUAGCCCUAUUUGGUCAAAUACCAUAUUCUGGAUACCACCCCUACCUUGUCACAACACAACUGAUUGGCUCAAACACAUUAAGAAGGAAAGAAAUUCCACAAAUUAACUUUUAACAAGGCACACCUGUUAAUUGAAAUGCAUUCCAGGUGACUACCUCAUGAAGCUGGUUGAGAGAAUGCCAAGAGUGUGCAAAGCUGUCAUCAAGGCAAAGGGUGGCUACUUUGAAGAAUCUAAAAUCUAAAAAUAUAUUUUGAUUUGUUUAACACUUUAUUGGUUACUACAUGAUUCCAUGUGUUAUUUCAUAGUUUUGAUGUCUUCGCUAUUAUUCUACAAUGUAGAAAAUAGUAAAAAUAAAGGAAAACCCCUUGAAUGAGUAGGUGUGUCCUAACUUCUGACUGGUACUGUAUGCCUCAUCACAAUUCUAUCUCGGAGAUCUACGGACAGUUCCUUCUAUGGACUUCCUGGUAUAGUCUCUGCUCUGAAGUGCACUGUGGGACCUUAUAUAGACAAGUGCGUUUCUUUCUAAAUCACGUCCAAACAUUUGAAUUGCCCACAGGUGGACUCCAAUCAAGUUGUAGUGACAUCUCCAGGAUGAUCAAAGGAAAUUGGAUGCGCCUGAACUCAAUUUUGGAGUGUCAUAGCAAAGGGGUGUGAAUACUUAUGUAAAUGAGAUAUUUCAGUUUCAUUUUCAAUACAUUUGCAAAAAUCUCUAAAAACAUGUUUUCACUUCGUCAUUAUGGGGUAUCGUGUGUAGCUGGGUGAGGAAUAUGAAUACUUUCUGAAGCACUGUAUGUCAUUUUUAAGCUUUCAGUUAUAGUGCCUUCAGAAAGUAUUCAGACCCCAUGACUUAUUCUACAUUUUGUUGAUACAGCCUGAAUUCAAAAUUGAUUAAAUAUAUUUGUUUUAUCUCACCCAUCUAAACACAAUAACCCAUAAUGACAAAGUGAAAGCAUGUUUUUAGAAAUGUUAGCACAUUUUUUGAAAAUGAAAUACUGAAAUAUCUCAUUUACAUAAUAUUCACACCCCUUUGUAGAAUAACCUUUUUGGUAGCGAUUACAGCUGUGAGUCUUUCUGGGUAAGUCUCUAAGAGCUUUCCACACCUGGAUUGUGCAACAUUGCCCAUUUUUAUUUUCAAAAUUCUUCAAGCUCUUUCAAAUUGGUUGUUGAUCAUUGCUAGACAGACAUUUUCAGGUCUUGCCAUAGAUUGAAGUAGUCAAAACUGUAACUCGGCCACUCAGGACCAUUCACCUUCUUCUUGUAGAUUUGGCCUUGUGUUUUAGGAUAUUGUCCUGCUGGAAGGUGAAUUCACCACCCAGUGUCUGGUGGAAAGCAGACUGAACAAGGUUUUCCUCUAGGAUUUUGUCUGUGCUUAGCUCCAUUCCAUUUAUUUUUUAUCCUGAAAAACUCCCCAGACCUUAACGAUUACAAGCAUACCCAUAACAUGAUGCAGCCACCACUUUGCUUGAAAAUAUGGAGAGUGGUACUCGGUAAUGUGUUGUAUUGGAUUUGCCCCGAACAUAACACUUUGUAUUCAGGACAAAAAGUUAAUUGCUUUGACACAUUUUAUUGCAGUAUUACUUUAGUGCCUUGUUGUAAAUAGGAUGCAUUCUUUGGAAUAUUUGUAUUCUGUACAGGCUUCCUUCUUUUCACUCUGUCAAUUAGGUUAGUAUUGUGGAGUUACUACAAUGUUGUUGAUCCAUCUUCAGUUUUCUAUCACAGCCAUUAAACUCUGACUGUUUUAAAGUCACCAUUGGCCUCAUGGUGAAAUCCCUGAGCGGUUUCUUUCCUCUCCGGCAACUGAAUUAAGAAGGACGCCUGUAUCUUUGUAGUGACUAGGUGUAUUGAUACACCAUCCAAAGUGUAAUGAAUAACUUCACCGUGCUCAAAGGGAUAUUCAAUGUCUACUUUAUUUGUAUUUUACACAUCUACCAAUAGGUGCCCUUCUUUGCGAGGCAUUGGAAAACCUCCCUGGUCUUUGUGGUUGAAUCUGUGUUUGAAAUUCACUGCUCGACUGAGGGACCUUACAGAUAAUUGUGGGGUACAGAGAUGAGGUAGUCAUUCAAAAAUCUUGUUAAAACUAUUAUUGCACACAGAGUUCAUGCAACUUAUUAUGUGACUUGUUAAGCAAAUCUUUACUCCUGAACUUAUUUAGGCUUUCCAUAACAAAGGGGUUGAAUAAUUAUUGACUCAAGACAUUUCAGCUUUUCAUUUUUAGUUAAUUCCACUUUGACAUUAUGGGGUAUUUUGUGUAGGCCAGUGACACAAAAUCUCAAUUUAAUCAAUUUUAAAUUCAGGCUGUAACACAACAAAAUGUGGAAAAACUCCAGGGGUGUGAAUAAUUUCUGAAGGCACUGUAACUCUUUCAAAGAAGGAUAACUUGGCUGUGGUUUAGUCAAGGUUAGAUUAGUAAAAGUGUUUGGGUAACCAAGGAGAGACCACCCAGGUCAUUGUGACAGUUCCUAAUGUCUUGUGACAGUUCCUGUUGGCUUGUGACAGUUCCUGUUGGCUUGUGACAGUUCCUGUUGGCUUGUGACAGUUCCUGUUGGCUUGUGACAGUUCCUGUGGGCUUGUGACAGUUCCUGUUGGCUUGUGACAGUUCCUGUGGGCUUGUGACAGUUCCUGAGGGCUUGUGACAGUUCCUGAGGCCUUGUGACAGUUCCUGUUGCCUUGUGACAGUUCCUGUGGGGCUUGUGACAGUUCCUGUGGGCCUUGUGACAGUUCCUGUGGGCCUUGUGACAGUUCCUGUGGGCCUUGUGACAGUUCCUGUGGGCCUUGUGACAGUUCCUGAUGGCUUGUGACAGUUCCCGUGGGCCUUGUGACAGUUCCUGUGGGCUUGUGACAGUUCCUGUGGGCUUGUGACAGUUCCUGUGGACUUGGGGUCAUCUUACAGUUCCUAUGGGACCUGUUCUGCCUACCCUCACUAACUCUCCCUGUCUCAGGCUGAGAAGAGACUCAUUUUUAGGCCUCUGCUGUAAGUUAAUUCAGGACCUCUUUCAAUGACCCUUCCUCAGCAUAAGGGACGAGACCGUAACUUUAAGCACGCAUGGGUGUAACUACAAAAUGUCACACAUUUCCCAUUGAUGUCAAUGCAUGAUUUACAGUCUUGGUGGGGGUACGCUCCUGGGCCUGAUCCCUUCUCUGUGUCCUCCCCUCAAUUUGGAGUGUCAUAGCAAAGGGGUGUGAAUACUUAUGUGUAAAUGCGAUAUUUCAGUAUUUCAUUUUCAAUACAUUCGCAAAAAAAAUCUCUAAAAACAUGUUUUCACUUCGUCAUUAUGGGGUAUUGUGUGUAGCAGGGUGAGGAAUAUGAAUUCUUUCUGAAGGCACUGUAUGUCUCUGUUUUCCUCCCCUCAGUCUUGGUGGGGGAACGUUCCUGGGCCUGUGCUGCUUGCUGACUGGGUGUGAGACGUUUGAAGAGGCGCUGGAUAUGGCUAGCAGAGGGGACAGCAGCAAUGUGGACAAGCUGGUGAAGGAUAUCUACGGAGGAGACUAUGAGCGCUUCAGUCUCCAAGGAUCUGCUGUGGCCUCCAGGUGAGCGAGGGACCACUCAGUACCGGGACAUUCUACUGGAUCUACCAUGAUAAUAUAUACCAUUAUAUCUACCAUGAUAAUAUAUACCAUUAUAUCUACCAUGAUAAUAUAUACCAUUAUAUCUACCAUGAUAACAUAUACCAUUAUAUCUACCAUGAUAAUAUAUACCAUUAUAUCUACCAUGAUAAUAUAUACCAUUAUAUCUACCAUGAUAAUAUAUACCAUUAUAUCUACUAUGAUAAUAUACGCUGAGUAAACAUUAAGAACACCUGCUUUUUCCAUGACAUAGACUGACCAAGUAAAUCCAGGUGAAAGCUAUGAUCCCUUAUUGAUGUCACUUGUUAAAUCCACUUUAAUCAGUGUAGAUGACGGGGAGGAGGCAGGUCAAAGAAGGAUUUUAAGCCUUGAGACAACUGAGACAUGGAUUGUGUAUGUGUGCCAUUCAGAGGGUGAAUGGGCAAGACAAAACAUUUAAGUGCCUUUGAACGGGGUAUGGUAGUAGGUGCCAGGCGCACCGGUUUGUGUCAAGAACUGUAACGCUGCUGGGAUUUUCCCGCUCAACAGUUUCCUGUGUAUCAAGAAUGGUCCACCACCCAAAGGACAUCCAGCCAACUUGACACAACUGUGGGAAGCAUUGGAGUCAACAUGGGCCAGCAUCCUUGUGGAACACUUUCGACACCUUGUAGAGUCCAUGCCCCGACGAAUUGAGGCUGUUUACUUAGGGCAAAAGGGGGUGCAACUCAAUAUUAGGAAGGUGUUCCUAAUGUUUUUUACACUUAAGUGUAUGAUGAGUUAUAUCUACCACUUAAUUUACACUUAUUGGCAAGUUUAUUAGGUACAUCCAUCUAGUACUGGGUUGGACCCUCCUGUAGCCAUGGAAGGCUGCACCUGGUCAGCAACAAUGUUCAUAUACACUGUGGCGUUCAGCCGUUGCUCAAUUGGUAUCAAGGGACCUAACGUGUGCCAGGAGAACAUUCCCCACACCAUUACACCACUGCCACCAGCCUGUACCGUUGACACCGGGCAGGAUGGGGCCAUGGACUCAUGUUGCGUAUGCUAAACCCUGACUCUGCCAUCAGCAUGAUGCAACAGGAACCGGGAUUCGUCAGACCAGGCAAUGUUUUUCCACUCAAUUGUCCAGUGUUGGUGAUCGCGUGCCCACUAAAGCCGGCGUCUUCUUGUUUUUAGCUGAUAGGAGUGGAACCCGGUGUGGUCGUCUGCUGCAGUAGCCCAUCCGUGACAAGGACCGACGAGUUGUGCGUUCCGAGAUGCCGUUUUGCACACCACUGUUGUACUGCGCCGUUAUUUGCCUGUUUGUGGCCCGCCUGUUAGCUUGCACGAUUCUUCUCAUCAACGAGCUGUUUUCAGCCCACAGGACUGCCACUGACUGGAUGUUUUUUGUUUGUCGCACCAUUCUCGGUAAACCCUAGACACGUCGUGCGUGGAAAGCCCAGGAUGCCGGCCGUUUCUGAGAUACUGGAACCGGCACGCGACUAUCAUACCACGCUCGGUCGCUUAGGUCACUCGUUUUUGCCCAUUCUAACGUUCAAUCGAACAGUAACUGGAUGCCUCAAAGCCUGUCUGCCUGCUUUAUAUAGCAAGCCACGUGACUCACUGUCUGUAGGAGCGAACCAUUUUCAUGAAUGGGGUGGUGUAUCUAAUAAACUGGCCACUGAGUGCAGCCAGGCAUCGAGGCAUUCGGUUACGUUAGGUCCCUUGAUACCAAUUGAGCAACGUUUCUAUGUCCUGAAGAAUUCUGGCUGUUCUGGUGGCAAAGGGGGUCUGACCCAGUACUAGCCACUGAGUGGAUGUACCAUUUAUAUCUACCAUGAUAAUAUAUGUACCAUUAUAUCUACCAUGAUAAUAUAUAUACCAUUAUAUCUACCAUGAUAAUAUAUGUACCAUUAUAUCUACUAUUAUAUCUACCAUGAUAAUAUAUAUACCAUUAUAUCUACUAUUAUAUCUACUAUGAUAAUAUAUGUACCAUUAUAUCUACUAUGAUAAUAUAUGUACCAGGGUUGGUCAAUUCCAUUUAAAUUCCAGUCAAUUCGGGUAGUACACUGAAAUUCCAAUUUGCUUCAUUUAGGAAAAUGUGGUAUUGGAAAUUGGUUUACUUUCUGAAUUUUAAAUGAGAUUGAUUUUUUAAUUGACCCCAACCCUGAUAUGUACCAUUUAUAUAAUCAUUAUUAAGAUCAUUAUGAUGAACAUCAGGCUAUAUUAUCUACCAUGAUAAACCGGCCAGUCAUGCCUUCUUAUUCAUUAAACUGAGUUAAUUUACAUAGUCAUAUGUUGAAUUAUGUAGGCUUUUAUUCGUAAGUGAUGGCACAUGAAACACACUUUGUAAUUUCAAGAGCUCCCUCUGAAAAUAUGCCAUACUGGGAUUGGUUUUAGAAAUAUAUACUUAUUUGGGUAUUUAAAUUCUUGUUUCUUAGAAAUGCAGGGGUCUUUUCUAACGGAGCGCUGGCACCGAGGAGCUCAGAGGAAAAAAGGUGUUGCUAGUUGCUUCCGCAAUAGUAUAAAUUCUGCAACUAAUCCUGAAUUAAUUCUUAAUUCUUGGUAAUAAUUCAGUAUGUCUGUGUAAUAAUUCAGUCUCGGUGUAAUUAAUUACCAAUGAAGUUCAAAUAGUUACCCAGUAUUAAGUGGGUUAUUAUGGUAGUUAAUGAACUGUAAAAGCAGGUACACAGAUAUAAGGUGCAAUGUACAGGUAACUGCCAAAAUAAUGAAAACGCUUGAGUAAACGAGGGACAGGCGUAUUGAAAGCAGGUGCUUCCACACAGGUGUGGUUCCUGAGUAAUACAAUUGACAUCCCAUCAUGCUUAGGGUCAUGUGUAAAAAAAAACAAAUUCGGGGCAGGCCAUUAUUUUGGCACCAUGGUUAUGUCCCUAUAGGAUGACAAUGCGCCCAUCCACAGGACACGAGUGGUCACUGACUGGUUUGAUAGACAUGAAAAAUGAUGUAAACCAUAUGCCAUGGUCGUCUCAGUCACCAGAUCUCAACCCAAUUGAACACUUAUAGGAGAUUCUGGAGCGGUGCCACCCAAUAGAGUUUGAGACAUUUGUAGAAUCUAUGCCAAGGUGCAUUGAAGAUGUUCUGGCUCGUAGUGGCCCAACACCCUAUUAAGAAACGUUAUGUUCGUGUUUCCUUUAUUUUGGCAGUUACCCGUAGGUGCAGUAACACAACAGUGUCCUUGUCCCAGAAGGCAUCUUUAUCACUGGCCUUAUGAUAUGAUGUUCAAUUCCCUUACAUUUCUAACAAAACAAUCCCUUAUUGGUACUAGGGUUUCAAAAUUCAUGGAACUUUCAAUAAAUUCCCUGUUUUUCCACAAAUCCUGGUUGGAGGAAUACGGGUUUGCUGCUUGUUCCCUCCUGAUUCUGGGAGUCUUGUGCAACCCUAAUUGGUAUUGUUUAAAUUUAAAGAAGCAUUUGUCGAUUCAUGUAAGCACCUUUAUAAGAAGCACCUUUUGAUUCUCCUGUUGUGUUUCUGUUCUGGGGUGACCUUUAACCCACAGCUUUGGCCACAUGAUGAGCAAGGAGAAACGAGACUCCAUCAGCAAAGAGGACCUGGCCCGGGCUACGCUAGUCACCAUCACCAAUAACAUAGGUUCCAUUGCACGCAUGUGUGCCGUCAACGAGGUAACCACACACACAUUCUCCAUACAGUUUGCAUUAUUACACAUUAACAUGAAUUCACUAAUUUACACUAUAUAUACAAAAGUAUGUGGACACCCCUUCAAAUUAGUGAAUUCGGCUAUUUCAGCCACACCCGUUGCUGACAGGUGUAUAAAAUUGAGCACACAGCCAUGCAAUCUCCAUAGACAAACAUUGGCAGUAGAAUGACCUUAAAGAGCUCAGUGACUUUCAACCUGGCACUGUCAUAGGAUGCCACCUUUCCAACAAGUCAGUUCGUCGAAUUUCUGCCCUGCUAGAGAUGCCCUCGGUCAACUGUAAGUGCUGUUAUUGUGAAGUGGAAACGUCUAGGAGCAACAACAGCUCAGCUGCGAAGUGGUAGGCCACACAAGCUCACAGAACGGGACCGCCGAGUGCUGAAGUGCGUAGCGUGUAAAAUUAAUCUGUCCUCGGUUGUAACACUCACUACCGAGUUCCAAACUGCCUCUGGAAGCAACGUCAGCACAAGAACUGUUCGUCAGGAGCUUCAUGAAAUGGGUUUCGAUGGCCGAGCAGCCGCACACAAGCCUGAGAUCACCAUGCGCAAUGCCAAGCAUCGGCUAGAGUGGUGUAAAGCUCACCGCGAUUGGACUCUGAAGCCGUGGAAACGCGUUAUCUGGAGUGAAGAAUCAUGCUUCAUCAUCUGGUAUUCCGAUGGACAAAUGUGAUUUUGGCGGAUGCCAGGAGAACGCUACCUGCCCGAAUGCAUAGUGUAAAGUUUGGUGGAGGAGGAAUAAUGGUCUGGGGCUGUUUUUCAUGGUUCGGGCUAGGCCCCUUCGUUCCAGUGAAGGGAAAUCUUAACGCUACAGCAUACAAUGACAUUCUAGACGAUUCUGUGCUUCCAACUUUGUGGCAACAGUUUGGGGAAGGGCUUUUCCUGUUUCAGCAUGACAAUGCCCCUGUGCACAAAGCGAGGUCCAUACAGAAAUGGUUUGUCGAGAUCGGUGUGGAAGAAUUUGACUGGCCUGCACAGAGCCCUGACCUCAACCCCAUCGAACACCUUUGGGAUGAAUUGGAACACCGACUGCGAGCCAGGCCUAAUCGCCCAACAUCAAUGCCCGACCUCACUGAUGCUCUUGUGGCUGAAUGGAAGCAAGUCCCUGCAGCAAUGUUCCAACAUCUAGUGGAAAGCCUUCCCAGAAGAGUGGAGGCUGUUAUAGCAGCAAAGGGGGGACCAACUCCAUAUUAAUGCCCAUGAUUUUGGAAUGAGAUGUUCCGACGUGCAGGUGUCCACAUACUUUUUGAUCAUGUAGUGUAUGUUUUCAGGAGAAGUAGUUGUCUGAAGGGCAUAUUUGCAUUUCCACGUUAGUCAUUUAGCAGACGCUCUUAUCCAGACCGACUUUAAAGUUAGCGCAUGAAUCUUAAGGUAGCUAGGUGGGACAACCGCAUAUUAAAGUGAUUUGGGUGGUUUUCUGUGUGCUUUCAGCUUCUUGACAGUGUUACCAGGGCUAUCAAAUGGCACACAGCUUCAGUGCCGCCGCCACCAUCUGACCUUUAGACUUUGUCCUAAAGCAUGAACCACAGAAAAUAGAAUACUUAAUUGCCCGAACAACAAUGGUUGAUAGGAACUUGUUUUAGUGUCAUAGUGAUUGUACAGGACAGGACAAACAGUGCAAGGCAGUUCAGUUCAACAGGGACACAGCAGUACAGAUACAUACUGUACCUAGCGUUUCAAGGUCCAACUGAUUUCUCAUCUCUGGCGUUGUAAAUUGAAUCACAUUGAGUACAGGGCCGGGGACGUACAGCAGACUCCUGUCUUUUAGCUUCGCAUUGUGGUCGUAAUUCAUAUUUUUCUUCCAAUGUUGCUACAGUUUUAUGUGUAUGUACAGUGGGGGGAAAAAGUAUUUAGUAAGCCACCAAUUGUGCAAGUUCUCCCACUUAAAAAGAUGAGAGAGGCCUGUAAUUUUCAUCAUAGGUACACGUCAACUAUGACAGACAAAUUGAGAAAAUAAAAUCCAGAAAAUCACAUUGUAGGAUUUUUAAUGAAUUUAUUUGCAAAUUAUGGUGGAAAAUAAGUAUUUGGUCACCUACAAACAAGCAAGAUUUCUGGCUCUCACAGACCUGUAACUUCUUCUUUAAGAGGCUCCUCUGUCCUCCACUCGUUACCUGUAUUAAUGGCACCUGUUUGAACUUGUUAUCAGUAUAAAAGACACCUGUCCACAACCUCAAACAGUCACACUCCAAACUCCACUAUGGCCAAGACCAAAGAGCUGUCAAAGGACACCAGAAACAAAAUUGUAGACCUGCACCAGACUGGGAAGACUGAAUCUGCAAUAGGUAAGCAGCUUGGUUUGAAGAAAUCAACUGUGGGAGCAAUUAUUAGGAAAUGGAAGACAUACAAGACCACUGAUAAUCUCCCUCGAUCUGGGGCUCCACGCAAGAUCUCACCCCGUGGGGUCAAAAUGAUCACAAGAACGGUGAGCAAAAAUCCCAGAACCACACGGGGGACCUAGUAAAUGACCUGCAGAGAGCUGGGACCAAAGUAACAAAGCCUACCAUCAGUAACACACUACGCUGCCAGGGACUCAAAUCCUGCAGUGGCAGACGUGUCCCCCUGCUUAAGCCAGUACAUGUCCAGGCCCGUCUGAAGUUUGCUAGAGUGCAUUUUGAUGAUCCAGAAGAGGAUUGGGAGAAUGUCAUAGGGUCAGAUGAAACCAAAAUAUAACUUUUUGGUAAAAACUCAACUCGUCGUGUUUGGAGGACAAAGAAUGCUGAGUUGCAUCCAAAGAACACCAAGGGGCUGUUUUUCUGCAAAGGGACCAGGACGACUGAUCCGUGUAAAGGAAAGAAUGAAUGGGGCCAUGUAUCGUGAGAUUUUGAGUGAAAACCUCCUUCCAUCAGCAAGGGCAUUGAAGAUGAAACGUGGCUGGGUCUUUCAGCAUGACAAUGAUCCCAAACACACCGCCCGGGCAACGAAGGAGUGGCUUCGUAAGAAGCAUUUCAAGGUCCUGGAGUGGCCUAGCCAGUCUCCAGAUCUCAACCCCAUAGAAAAUCUUUGGAGGGAAUUGAAAGUCUGUGUUGCCCAGCGACAGCCCCAAAUCAUCACUGUUCUAGAGGAGAUCUGCAUGGAGGAAUGGGCCAAAAUACCAGCAACAGUGUGUGAAAACCUUGUGAAGACUUACAGAAAACAUUUGACCUGUGUCAUUGCCAACAAAGGGUAUAUAACAAAGUAUUGAGAAACUGUUGUUAUUGACCAAAUACUUAUUUUCCACCAUAAUUUGCAAAUAAAUUCAUAAAAAAUCCUACAAUGUGAUUUUCUGGAUUUUUUUUUCUAAUUUUGUCUGUCAUAGUUGACGUGUACCUAUGAUGAAAAUUACAGGCCUCUCUCAUCUUUUUAAGUGGGAGAACUUGCACAAUUGGUGGCUGACUAAAUACUUUUUUUCCCCCACUGUACUUGUGUUUUGUAAUAUAAUUUCGUCAAAAUAACUUGAAUCAUGUUAAAAUGUUAACCGUUCCUGUUGUUAUGAUUCAGAACUGUUAAUCUGUUGUGUUUCGCAAGACUCACUGCAGUAUUGGUUUUGUAAUGGUGUUCUUAGUGGGAAAACGAGUGAAUUGGACACAUGACAUAUAUUUUACUACCUUUUUUCACUUUCAGAAAAUCGAGAGAGUUGUGUUUGUUGGGAAUUUCUUACGGAUCAACACCAUUUCAACUAAGCUGCUGGCCUACGCCAUGGACUUCUGGUCAAAGGGGCAACUGAAGGCCUUGUUCUUAGAACACGAGGUAGAGCACUCGAUUUUAGUUUGGAUUUUAGAUCCUGGCAGACUGAACGUAAACAAAGCCGUCAACCCCAUAGCUCCCCAGAUUCCAUAAUCAAUUUCCUUGAUUCCAUUCAUUAGUGUGGUAAUAGUACUCGUACUGCAUUUGAGUAUUUAGUAAUAAUACUAUAUUUACCGCGUUGUGUGUUUUCUGUAGGGCUAUUUUGGAGCGGUUGGGGCCUUACUGGAGCUUCUAACGUCGUCUGAGGAGCCGUGAAGAGAUGCCCCCGUGUCGACUCUAUAGAAGCUGCUGAAAAGGUUUUCACGGAAGCCACCACAGGAAACUGGAAAAAAAACUGGGGGAAAAGCCAUUUUAAAUAAUUUUAACAACUGUAAAUAUCAUUUAACUCCCUCCCCCUAAACUCCCCUCAAAUAUAGGUUUUUUAAUAAAACUAAUGUCAUGUCUCAUGUCAUGGACCCUGGGUGGCAGGUAAAUGCUAAGGAUCACAGAGACGGUGUUAGUUUUUGGCACUUUGUGUAAAUACCGGUACCUAUUUGUGCAGUUCUAGAGUGCACUAAAGCCAAAACCUGCUGAGAUUUGACCUGUGUUGACAGUCGAGUUACGUCUGAGGUAUAGAGGAAAAUUAGCUUAUGUUAUGUUCUGUCCAGCUAUGUAAAAAAAGUCUGACAGUGGGAAAGGGUUUAGUUUCAUUCGUAUUAAAUGAAGGGACCAAGAGGCUGUUUCAUCAUCAUUGACUGGCCCUUUAAUUCAGCGGGUCACAACAAGGGUCCACUUUCCUCUGUCGCCGUCAUCAUAGCUUUAAUUAUCACAGCAUGGUUAACAGUAAUGGGGUGUUUUUAAAAACCACUGGUUCACCAACCUCCUCAAACUCUCUUUUAGUGAUGGGAGUUCUGUGAUCUGCUAGUACGUCAGUCACUUUUCAAGAGAUGUCACGAUCUUGAUACUUUGGUUGUUUUGAGAUGCUGAACUAUGAGUGUGCCUUUCUCACUAAGAAAGUGCCCUCUUCUCUCCAAACCCUGGCCCAUGACGACACCCACUCUACAGCCAGUCAUGCUGCAGAAUCGCCUAGUGUUUGAAUUGCCUAGUAAGGACUUUUUUGGUGUUUUUAUCUAUUGUAGUUGUAAGAAAGGUACAGAACUACUGCCAGCAGUUAGUCUAUAUAGGGAUUUAAGAGAUUUUCUCUUCCUGUGUCUGUGGGAGUUCUUCUCCCAGUGCAAAGUCUCCAUUACCUGCAGUUUGGACAGGAAGUCUCUCUUUUGGCCCCCAAAGUAAUUCCCAUAGCUGCUAUGAGUUUUCUUGUUUUAGUCAUCAGUUAAAGCUAUUCAAUGUGAAUGUGCUUGUAGCUAGAAGAUUGAAGGACCAUCACACUAGACAUGUAUUACCUGUUGGCCUAGGUAUUUCAAACGGUAGCAUUAACUGAGCAGCAAGUAGUCAAAGAAACAUAAAUGUAUUGCAUCCAUCAAACUUCUAUCAUAAUGACCUCCAUAAAAUGUUGCAUAAAAAUAGCUUUGGCACCUCCUCCAGUUAGAAUAAUACCGUUGCAUCCAAUGUCUCAACCUUUGGUAUUAUGACAUCACAGAAUGUUCUGUUCUGUUUGUGUUUUUCCUUACUUUGCUCCAUGUUGGUUAAUGGUCUCAUCCUGUCAGGUGCCACUCUGUUGUCAAACUGGGGAACAGUUCACUUACUGGCUACUCGGUGCCACCCUCUUCUCGACUCAACCCUAUUUGUUGCCUUUGUGGUGUUUUUAGUGGAAUUAAACUGAACAAAAAUAUAAACGCAACAUGUAAAGUGUUAGUCGCAUGCUGAAAUAAAAGAUCCCCAAAAUUGUCCAUAUGCACAAAAUGAUUAUUUAUCUCAAAUUUUGUGAACAAAUUUGUUUACAUCCCUGUU
Messenger RNA from Coregonus sp. 'balchen', 24693 nucleotides. Lineage: Eukaryota; Metazoa; Chordata; Actinopteri; Salmoniformes; Salmonidae. The record is from the annotation of a GenBank genome assembly.